AUGCCUAUUGGUGAUCUUUGUAAUGAUGCUGCUGAUUGUUGUGGUAAUGAUGAUCCUCAUAUUCGUCAUUGUGUUUAUUGUCGUGCGAGUUGGCCUUUUGGUCGUCAAUGGCGUUGUACUUGUAGUUCUGGUGGUGGUGUUACCACUACUGAAGAUGGUGCUGUUGAUAGCGAUCGUUGUGCUGGUUAUGAUCGUCGUCUCAAGCGUUGUAGUGCCAGUGUUGCUCGUCCUGGUAGUUAUUGGGCUCGUGGCAAUCAUAUUCUUCCCAAAAAAAACAACGAUGCUGCGUAA
Rotaria sp. Silwood1 is the source of this 291-nucleotide messenger RNA. Lineage: Eukaryota; Metazoa; Rotifera; Eurotatoria; Philodinida; Philodinidae. The record is from the annotation of a GenBank genome assembly.